ACGAAGGCUGUGGGUUUAAACUUCUGCUAGUGCGGCGACAGCUGCAGCUGCAGUGUUACAAGGUUCUAGCUGCGUGCUGGCAGAACAUUGCCCUGCAGUAAAUGAGCUCGUAUUGUGAUUUCCGGAAAACGAUACAUUUUUAAAACGUCAAAUAAUUAUGAGAAAUUCAGUGUUUCUAGUAAUUAAUGCGCUACUGAUGGAACUGACAUGCGGAGAACUGGUGCCGCUGCUUCCUUCAGGAUAUUCGGCUUUAAGAAGUGAUGUGCCAUGCUAUGUGAUUGUUGCGCCUAAUGUAAUUCGUCCUGCAACUCUGUAUGGAGUCACAGUAACUAUAUUGGACAACUUGGGAAUGGACCAUCCAUUCAUUUCUGUGAGGAUAGAGUUAAAAAAAGACAAGGUGGAAAUUACUUCAGCUACACAAAAUAUCCCUGUUUCAAGCACUCAGACUCUAUUUAUGCAGAUACCUCCAUCGAGUACAGCAGGUCACUACACACUGAAGGUAGAAGGAAACUACCCACACACCCAUGGAGGAACUGUGUUCAUGAAUGAAACGGAGGUCGUUUUCUCUCCUCAGUUUCUCUCGAUAGUUAUACAGACUAGUCGUCCAGUUUAUAAAGCAGGACAAGUUGUUCACUUCCGAGUGCUGCUUCUUACAACUGAGUUGAAACCAUUUGAAGACUCAGCAAAUGUUUAUAUCUUGAAUUCUGAUGGUUUAAUCAUGAGAAGAUGGGUUUCAAUUCAGAUAAACAAUGGUGUCAUAAGUCACAAAUUUACUUUGCCGCAGCUUAUAAAUGAUGGCUUUUGGAAGAUUCGUGUUGAAGCUUUGGGUCAGAUAGAAGAUCAGAAUAUUAGAGUAGAAAACUAUUUCAGUCCUUUGUUCGAGGUACAUGUCUCCUUGCCAGCAUACACCUUGGACACAGAGAAGUAUGUUAGUGCUAGCAUUUCUGCUCGCUCAGCAAUGGAAAGAAUAGCUAGAGGCAAUGCAACAUUUAGGAUGUAUGGCAAAUAUUUAAAGCAAAAUGACAGUCAGAAGCUGAUUUGGGAAGAUAAAACAUCUAUGAAAAAUGGAAAACAUGAUGUGCUGAUACCUAUGGAUCUUGUGGAAAGUAUUUUGGGUUCUCUGAAAGGCAUAGUGUUACGUUUGGAAGCAGAAGUCACAGAAUACCUGUAUGGGGAGACAAUGAUGGGCUUCAGCCACACACGCAUCAUCAGUGGUUUAAUUAACUUGUAUUUCCUUGGAGCAUCACCAAUGAUCUUCAAACCAGGAAUGUUGUUUGAAGGGCAUGUGAUUGUUGCAUACAGUGAUGGUGAGCGUCUCUCUGGUGAGACAUUGGCUCAGUCAACAUUAAGAAUUGAGAUUCUUGCUCAGUUUGAGAGUGGCAGUACUGUCAGUCUUCCUGAUAUAGUGGCUCUGCCAGUGCAAAAACAGUUUAUAUCAACUGAUUUAGAAGAUAAUGAAUGGAACGGUGGCAGGAGUUAUGGAACCGAAUAUGCUGAUGUUCUUUCAAUGGAACGAUACUGGGAGGAAGGAAUUUUGUACUUCAAAUUUGAUGUUCCACCCAAAGUAUCAGAGUUAACUCUGAGAGCUUUCUAUGAAGAUGCAGAGGGAGGUAAUGUGCAGGCUAAAAUGAAAGCCACUCAACAUUACUCUCCAAACAAGAAAUAUAUGAGUGUACGAUCAAGCUCCACUAAUGCAGAAGUAGGGGAAUUUGCUGUGUUCCAUGUGAAGACAAAUUUUAUUCUUCAGUCUUUUCAGUAUGUGGUACUUACUAAAGGUCUUCUCUUGUUUGCUGACAAGCAGACUGUGGAAAGUCCUGGUUCUACAACUACUUUUGCUCUGCCCAUAGACCAAAAUAUGGCCCCAGGCUUCACACUUCUUGUUUACCAUGUGACACUGCAUGCAGAACUUAUUGCAGACAGUAUGUUUAUUCCAGUCAUAGGUUUUAAUGGGUAUGAGAUAACUCUUGAAGUGAAUCAGGGCAAAGACCAUACGAAAAAGACAGCACAAGCUAUAAUGACUGCCAAUGCUGGAGCUUUUAUGGGAAUAAAUUCAAUGAGAAGCACUUUGUAUUUCAUGCAAGCGGGGAAUGAUAUUAGCAGAUCUCGUAUCACAGAGAGCUUCUUUGCAUUUGAAAACUUCACAAGAUCAGAACCAAAAGUAAAGUGGAGAUCAAGGCAAGGCUUAAUUCCUGAUGAGGUCUCAUAUUUUCCAAGCAUGAGCUAUGGACUGAAUAGCUAUGAGACAUUAAGAUUUUCUGGUGUAGUUGUUUUAACAGAUGCAUACUUACCAAUUAGAGAAUUAGCUGAUACUUGUAGAGGAAAGGAAGGUUAUAAACCAUGUUUUAGUGAAGGAUGCUUCUUGACAAUUAAGAUGUGUGAUGGCUAUAAUGACUGUGAAGAUUGGUCUGAUGAAAGUGACUGUUCUUUGCAAGAUGAUGACCAAUAUAAAUACAGGAUUUUGAGAAUGAGUCGAUCUGAUGAGAUGUAUGAUACUGCAGGUAAUGACUGGGGUUGGAAGGAGAUGAAUGGAGAGUUUGGAGGGGAGGAGUUUUUCACAAUGGACAUGCCAGCUGUCACAGAUGAAUGGUACUUCACUGGUUUCACUCUUGGCAGAGUUCGAGGCUUCACCACAAUUGACACGCCAAUUGCAUUUUCCAGUACUCGGCCAUUUAUGAUGCACAUUGAAGGCCCAACUGUGUGUCAUCAUGGUGAACAGAUUGGCUUGAGGCUGUUGCUUUUGAACAAUGAGCCAUAUGAGAUGUUUGUUGUUUUGACUCUUCAUGCCUCCCCACAGUAUAAAUUUGUUCACGUGGAAGAAGGAGGCAUUGUCACAAGUUAUGGGGCAAGGCUUUCAGGAGGAGAUCACCAGCAUCUUGUUUACUUACCUGCUGGAGAACAGUUACAUGUCGAUAUGCCUGUGGCUCCUGUGGUGAAGCAAGGAGACGUUGCAGUAACUAUUUCAGCCAUGACUCAAGUUGGCGGAAGUAAACUUGUCCACAAUAUUACUGUACUUGGUGAAGGUGCAAUGAUAAAUAAACACACUGCAGUGUAUUUGGAUUUAAAAAAUAAAGCACUUGUUCUGCAGUAUCUGGAUAUAUAUGUGGAGGAAUCCCCCAUAAUUCCAUACCAGUCAUGGAGACGCUAUGUUUAUGGAAGCACUAGUGGUUACAUUACAGUUACUGGUGACAUAAUAGGACCAGCUUUUCCUGCAGUGCCUCUCACAGCUGGAGUUGUGUUAAGGAGAGAACUUAAGGGUACAGAUGGAAGAAUAUUUGAACUUGCAGUUAAUAUAUGGACCCUUCACUAUCUCCGCCUCACGAAUCAGUUGAAAUGGGAUAUUUCAAAACAGGUGCUUGAAGAGGUGAAUGUGAUAUUUGCUCAAGUAAUGAAACGAUUUGAUAAGAAAGGCUGGUUUAAGAAUUGGGACACUUCGCAACCAAGUGUCUGGCUCACAUCAUGGGUUAUCCGAAUUUUUAAACAUGCUUCCUUUCAAGACUGGGAAAAUUUAUUUUAUGUUGAACCACAGAUUUUUACAAGAAGUAUUGAAUGGAUUCUGCAGUUCCAAACAGAGUUGGGAAGCUUUGCAGAAACAGCAUGGUAUCAGAAUCCAUUAGAUACAAAGAUGCAGCACAAGUUUGCCACCAGGUUUAAUAAUUCAGUACAAUAUCACAACAUUACAUUGACUGCUCAUAUUCUAAUUACAAUACAUGAAGUGACACAGAUGUUGCAGGGAAGCAUUCGAACUGAGGCUGCCAAAGCAAGUAUUAAGGCUGUCAGGUACCUGGAACACCAAUUGUCUUCAUUGACUGAUCCAUAUGAAAUUGCUAUCACAACUUAUGCACUUACAUUAUGUGACAGUACUGAAAAGGAAUUUGCCUUUAAUCUUCUGCACUCUAAAAAGCUGGAAGUUGCAGAUGGUCUGCCAUAUUGGUCUAGAGUGCCAGUGCCCGCAAACAGAAUUCGAUAUGAGAAUCAGAGGCCUUUCAUUUCUCCUCGAGACUAUGAGACAGAUGUCUCCUUGGCAGUGGAAGCCACAUCAUAUGCUCUUAUGGUGUACGUUAUAAGGGACACAGACACUUUUGUUCCUGAAAAGAUUGUGAAAUGGCUGACUUCAGUUAGAAUGGGUAGCAGCGCCUUCAUCUCAACAACGGAUACAGUGAUUGCAUUACAAGCUCUGACUGAGUAUGCCUUCCGAGGUCGUCUGAAGGACAUUACAGACAUGUCCAUCACACUGGAACUCCCAAGUACUGCAGGUUUCAGGAAAACUGUACAUAUAGACAAUACAAGCUUCACCGCUAUUCAUAUAUUUGACGUUCCAAAUGUGUGGGGUCAUUUAAAUGUAAUCGCUAAAGGCAGCGGACAGGCAGUUGUACAGAUGGACAUCAGUUUUGGUGUUGAUUAUGAAGGAUUCAAGGAGUUUGCAAAAACUGAGACAUUUAACUUAGAAAUAAAAGAAUUUUAUUCCACAUUCAGAAAUAAAUCUUACAUUACUAUUCAAAGCUGUUUUCGUUGGCUCCUGGAGGAUCCUCCUAUGAGUGGUCUGUCAGUACUUGAAGUUGAACUUCCAACAGGCUACAAUAUUCUUGAAUCAGAAGCAGAAAGGCUUGUACAGUCUAGGCUGCAUCCAAAGCUAAGAGAUGCAAAAACAAAAGAAGGCAAAAUAUUUUGGUUUUUCGAGCAAAUCACACAGGACUGGACAUGUUUUAAUCACACAGUGAGGAGAUGGUAUCCUGUGGCAAACCUGUCUUUAUAUCGACAAGUUCAGCUGUACGAGUCACAUGCAAAAGAGAACUUCGUAAUGAUUCUAGUCAACUCUACACCGCUGUAUAUUCUGAACAUAUGUGAAGUGUGUGGUUCAUACCAGUGCCCAUACUGCCCUUACUACAGCCGGAUUGCUCCAUCUGCUGCCAGCAAACUUAUUACAAUACUCUCUGUGAUCACCUUGGAACUAAUGAAGAAAUUAAGGCAUUUUACAUGACAAUGAAAGUGUGAGCUGAUAUUAAUCACAACAGUGCCACACUCCAUGUGAACAAUGAGUGUCUAUAAAACUGUCAAAUUAUUUUUCUUCAUAUAUUACUUAAAACUGCUAUAUUCAAACUGACAAGGACCAUGCAAUAAUGGGUAUUUAGUUGCUGUAAAUUGAAGGGAAGAAAAGAGGGAAGCAAAAUGUCUUGUAUCAGAGCAUCAGUUUUACAAAAUGCAUUUCUAUCAUAUAAAUACAAUAAUACAUUUUUCUCAGUAA
Messenger RNA from Zootermopsis nevadensis, 5242 nucleotides. RefSeq names its product CD109 antigen. The record is from RefSeq and is a predicted model, not a curated record. Gene Ontology annotation, cellular component: extracellular region. Gene Ontology annotation, molecular function: protein binding; endopeptidase inhibitor activity. NCBI's taxonomy places the organism in Eukaryota, Metazoa, Arthropoda, Insecta, Blattodea, Termopsidae.